AUGUCCAACUUUGAGCAAUUCCAACAGAAGUUGAGCCACUUUGGUCAGACGGUGUAUUCGUCUGCCUCUGCUAUGGGCCAUGCAGCUCACACUGCCUCGACACGCCAGCAUUUUUCGUCCGAAGAGCUUAUGAAGAUGGAGAAUGAGUAUGGUGCCCACAACUACCACCCGCUUCCUGUGGUCUUUGACCGCGCUCAUGGCUCGCGUGUAUGGGAUCCAGAGGGCAAGGAAUACCUGGAUUUCUUGUCUGCAUACUCAGCUGUGAACCACGGACACUGUCACCCCGCUGUGGUUGGGACGCUGAUUGCGCAAGCCCAGAAACUUACGCUGUCAUCUCGCGCCUUUUACAACUCGGUCUUCGCUCAGUUUGCCAAGCGUGUCACGGAACUUCUCAAGUAUGACAUGGUGCUUCCAAUGAAUACUGGUGCUGAGGCUGUGGAGACGGCCAUGAAGCUGGCUCGUAAGUGGGCGUAUGUCAAGAAGGGUGUGCCAGAAGACAAAGCUCGCGUAUUGAGCGCUACUGGCAACUUCCACGGCCGCACCAUCGGUGUGAUUAGUAUGAGCACUGAUCCUGACAGUCGCAACGGCUUUGGUCCCAUGCUCGAGCGUGUGGGUCCUGUCGUCGAUGAUAUCAAGAUCCGUUAUAACCAUGCCGAGGAUAUUGAAGCCGUGUUGGAGAAGUAUGGUAACGAGACGGCUGCUGUGCUGCUUGAGCCGAUUCAGGGUGAAGCUGGUAUCAUGGUGCCAGAUGACGACUAUUUCAAGAAGGUCGAGGCACUUUGCAAGAAGCACAACGUGCUCCUGAUCUGCGAUGAGAUUCAAACAGGUCUUGGUCGUACGGGUCGAAUGCUGUGCUGUGAUCACUAUGGAGUGCGUCCCGAUAUUGUGACGCUCGGAAAGGCACUGAGCGCUGGUGUUUACCCUGUCAGUGCUGUUCUUGCUGACAAGGACGUGAUGCUAUGCAUUCAGCCUGGUGAGCAUGGCAGUACAUACGGUGGCAACCCUCUAGGAUCGGCUGUGGCUAUCACGGCUCUCGACACGAUCGUCAAAGAAAACAUGUGUGAGCGUGCCGAGAAGCUCGGUGAGUCAAUGCGCUCGAGCUUGAAGCAGAUCCAGAAUCCACUUCUUCUUGAGGUGCGUGGUAAGGGUCUGCUGAACGCUAUUGUCAUUGACGAGACCAAGAGCACCAAAGGCCGUUCGGCUUGGGACCUCUGCCUUCUUCUCAAAGACAAGGGCCUUCUUGCUAAGCCCACUCACCAAAACAUCAUUCGCCUUGCCCCUCCCUUGGUCAUUUCAGAGGAGGAGAUGGAGCGCGGCAUCAAGAUCAUUACGGAGGCUCUCGACGACCUUGACAAGGUUGACACCAUCCCUGGCGCCGAGGCACACUAG
Malassezia restricta is the source of this 1389-nucleotide messenger RNA. Its product is annotated as ornithine--oxo-acid transaminase. Gene Ontology annotation, cellular component: cytoplasm. Lineage: Eukaryota; Fungi; Basidiomycota; Malasseziomycetes; Malasseziales; Malasseziaceae. The coding region runs from base 1 to 1389 and encodes 462 amino acids. Gene Ontology annotation, molecular function: L-ornithine transaminase activity; pyridoxal phosphate binding; identical protein binding. The record is from RefSeq and is a predicted model, not a curated record. The transcript has a single exon.